Messenger RNA from Chara braunii, 1399 nucleotides. Lineage: Eukaryota; Viridiplantae; Streptophyta; Charophyceae; Charales; Characeae. The record is from the annotation of a GenBank genome assembly.
GGGGAUUGUAGGUGUAUUGCUUGAUUGUUCUACCCCUGUUCCCACUCUCCCUACCCCCCGUGUUCUGUGAUUACCGGGACUUCUCAAGUACCGCAUCGGUUCAGACUGAUGUYGACGGAACARGACACCGGGGCACUGCCACGACGCAGUGCCAGAAUCGCAGUUCGUGCCCGCCCUGCAGUACCUCCAAGACCGAAGAAACUCAGCAGGCGGAUGACUCCAGCAGCAUCAAGUACGGCAUUGACGGUACAAGACGCCACCGGAGAUCAUCCCGCAUACCCAGUCCGAGGAGCCAAUGAGCCAGCGACUGAUUAUCGUGGGCGGCUACUGGCAUUUACGGAAACCGUAGCUGCCGUCGAGGCCCGGAAGGAGACAGCAGAGGCAGAACGUCAUUGGCUAGCCAAUGAAGCGGCAGCCGAAGCUCAGCGAACGAUUGAGACUGACGCAGAGACACGAGACAGACGGAAUGCCAGCAGCACGGAGUCCUGGAUUGCUUGUGAGCAUCAGUGGACGACGAUACUCCAAGACAUGAUCUUUGUGCCUACGGAAGCGCAGGGAGACCCGACACCGGCGGAGGCAGAGAGAAGUAACCUGGCUAACUUACUGCUGGGCAUGAUGAGAGGUAUUAUGUGGAAUAAUACACUGCUGCAUUCACAUCUGCGCACGGACGCGACGCAGCGACAAACAUACAAGAACGAUAUGACUGCGUUAACAACUGCUAUCCGCACAGAGGCAACGCAGCAGCAGCAACAACAUCAUCUGUUGAAUUCCACUAUCACACGCGUCAACAGCAUAGAGGCUAACGCCUCAGYAGCGCCAGGCUGCACGACAGACGUGACGAAGCAACUCAACGAGCGCAUCGAUCACGUCGUCACCAUCAUCGGCGACAUAAGUACUUUCAACGGAUCCGACUCGAUCAGCAGCACGGUGGCCGCCAUCAAGACGGACAUUACCAAGCUACAGACGAGACCGGAAGCCGCUAGAAAGACGUUCAAGAUGCCGCACUUCGACAUCAGCAAGUUCGAUGAUUACAAGUCGGACGCCUUGUCAUGGUGGCAACGCUUCCUCACGGAAGCAUCAUGCCGCAUGGUCCCGACGGAAGACAUGUUGAAGGCAGUAUAUCUGCAGCUGAUUGGAGGAGCGCAAGGAUGGAUGAACCACCUAGCGGCUACACACAAGUGCACUGUCGCCGAACUCCACACGCACAUUACGUGGAAGGACUUCAAGCAGCUAUGGUUCACCAGAUUCAUGGUGCGCAACGUCGUGAAGAUGGCCAUGAACGAGGUUUACACAUGCUCUCAAGGGAACAUGCCAACGCGAGACUAGGCAUCAAAAUGGCAGAAGAUAGUGACCACGCCAGGCUUCGACUUGCGUUCCCUAAUCAACGAUCCGAGUUCUU